GGAGUCUUCCUCUAUGUCAUCACCGGCACAACCGGGUCUUCCUCCCAAGUCGAUGUCCUCCACCUCUAAGCCUUCAGAGUCUUCCUCUAUGUCAUAGCCGGCACCCCCGGGUCUUCCUACCAAGUCGAUGUCCUCCACCUCUAUACCUUUGGAGUCUUCCUCUAUGUCAUCGCUGGCACUCCCGGGUCUUCCUCCCAAGUAGAUGUCCUCCACCUCUAAGCCUUCGGAGUCUUCCUCUGUCAUCGCCGGCACAACCUGGUCUUCCUCCCAAGUCGAUGUCCUCCACCUCUAAGCCUUCGGAGUCUUCUUCUAUGUCAUCACCGGCACAACCGGGUCUUCCUCCCAAGUCGAUGUCCUCCACCUCUAAGCCUUCGGAGUCUUCCUCUAUGUCAUAGCCAGCACCCCCGGGUCUUCCUACCAAGUCGAUGUCCUCCACCUCUAUACCUUUGGAGUCUUCCUCUAUGUCAUCGCUGGCACUCCCGGGUCUUCCUCCCAAAAAGAUGUCCUCCACCUCUAAGCCUUCGGAGUCUUCCUCUGUCAUCGCCGGCACAACCGGGUCUUCCUCCCAAGUCGAUGUCCUCCACCUCUAAGCCUUCGGAGUCUUCCUCUAUGUCAUCGCCGGCACAACUGGGUCUUCCUCCCAAGUCGAUGUCCUCCACCUCUAUGCCUUCGGAGUCUUCCUCUAUGUCAUCGCCGGCACAACCGGGUCUUCCUCCCAAGUCGAUGUCCUCCACCUCUAAGACUUCGGAGUCUUCCUCUAUGUCAUCGCCGGCACAACCGGAUCUUCCUCCCAAGUCGAUGUCCUCCACCUCUAAGCCUUCGGAGUCUUCCUCUAUGUCAUCGCCGACACAACCGGGUCUUCCUCCCAAGUCGAUGUCCUCCACCUCUAAGCCUUCGGAGUCUUCCUCUAUGUCAUCGCCGUCACAACCGGGUCUUCCUCCCAAGUCGAUGUCCUCCACCUCUAAGCCUUCGGAGUCUUCCUCUAUGUCAUCGCCAGCACCCCCGGGUCUUCCUCCCAAGUCGAUGUCCUCCACCUCUAAGCCUUCGGAGUCUUCCUCUAUGUCAUCGCCAGCACAACCGGGUCUUCCUCACAAGUGGAUGUCCUCCACCUCUAAGCCUUCGGAGUCCUUCUCUAUGUCAUCGCCGGCACAACCGGGUCUUCCUCCCAAGUCCAUGUCCUCCACCUCUAAGCCUUCGGAGUCUUCCUCUAUGUCAUCGCCGGCACCCCCGAGUCUUCCUCCCAAGUUGAUGUCCUCCACCUCUAUGCCUUCGGAGUCUUCCUCUAUGUCAUCGCCGGCACAACCGGGUCUUCCUCCCAAGUCGAUGUCCUCCACCUCUAAGCCUUCGGAGUCUUCCCCUAUGUCAUUGCCGGCACCCCCGGGUCUUCCUCCCAAGUCGAUGUCCUCCACCUCUAAGCCUUCGGAGUCUUCCUCUAUGUCAUCGCUUGCACCCCCGGGUCUUCCUCCCAAGUCGAUGUCCUCCACCUCUAAGCCUUCGGAGUCUUCCUCUAUGUCAUCCCCAGCACAACCGGGUCUUCCUCCGAAGUCGAUGUGCAUCACCUCUAUGCGUUCGGAGUCUUCCUCUAUGUCAUCGCCAGCACAACCGGGUCUUCCUAUAAAGUCGAUGUCCUCCACCUCUAUGCUUUCGGAGUCUUCCUCUAUGUCAUCGCUGGCACCCCCGGGUCUUCCUCCCAAGUCGAUGUCCUCCGCCCCAGUGGAUUUUUUUAAUCCAGCAUCCAUCCAUGCUUUUUUAGAACAACUGCUUCAAUUGAUGCAGCAACCUUGGUCUGGCACCUCCCUCCGUCAGUUUCCUCUGUCCAGCCAUCUUCUGUAGGAGGGAGGCUUCAAACUUACUGGAGGCUUUGGGAGUUCCUGCAGGAUCUGUGACUGGGAUCCUCCGUCGCGGGUUCCGCCCGCAGUUUCGUGCCAUUCCUCCUCUCACUACCAAUCAGUUGGAACCUAGAUACUGGCCUCUAGAUCUGCUGGGCUCUGCAGGCCAAUGUCAACAUUCUGAUUGCCAAGGAUGCGGUGGAAGCCCUGGAUGCCUCUACCAUCAUGCCAGGAUUUUACACCCUGUCUUCGUGGUGCCCAAGAAGAGUUCAAAGAUGCGAAUGAUUCACAAUCUGGCGCUAUUCAAUUAACACUACCUCGCUCCUCCGCUGCAUUUCCCAAUGUUCUCCGUACACUUCGCCACAUGAUCCAGCCGAUGGACCACCUCAUCAGUCUGGACCUGCAGGAUGCCUACCUGCAUGUUCCCAUUCAUGCAGCGCAUCGUCGAUUCCUCUGUUUCAUCUCCAGGUGGAAAGUGCUUCCAUUUCGAAUUUCCACAGCCCCGUGGUUGUUCACUUGUACCAUCAAGCCCAUCAUUGCGUUCAACGCAUUCAUCGACGACUGUAUCCUCAGCCACAUCAUCCUGCAGGUCCUGACACGUCAAAGGGACUUAACCCUUCAACCCUUGGCUUGGUUGGGUGGUCAACUUGGAGAAAUCAGAUCUUACUCCUUCUCACAACUCAUCAGCAGCCUCUUUCUAACAGAAUGCAACUUGAUACAAGUUCCGCCAGAUCGGUUCCAAGCCAUCCAGUCCGGGUCCAGAUAGCACUCUGU
This is a messenger RNA of Haliotis rufescens (red abalone), 2603 nucleotides long. RefSeq lists its product as uncharacterized. The coding region runs from base 574 to 1833 and encodes 419 amino acids. The transcript has a single exon. The record is from RefSeq and is a predicted model, not a curated record. Lineage: Eukaryota; Metazoa; Mollusca; Gastropoda; Lepetellida; Haliotidae.